Molecule: messenger RNA, 876 nt
Organism: Striga asiatica
Lineage: Eukaryota; Viridiplantae; Streptophyta; Magnoliopsida; Lamiales; Orobanchaceae
Source: the annotation of a GenBank genome assembly
CUGCCAGUCCACCACAUUGCCGCCGCCUUCCGCCAACAACCAUCCAGUCGCGACUCCCUACCGGCCAUCGGAGUUUCGCUGGCGCAGCCGCCCUCCGCCUUUACUUGCAUAACCGUCGUCGCCGUCUCUCACCUUGCCGUCGCACUUUCUCUGCACGGCGUCGCCAUUCUCAGCCCACCAUUAACAUCCAGCCACAGCCGCCAUACAAACCAGCCCGAUAUGCCGCGCGUCUCCGUCACCACCACGACACCGGCAACAUCGCGUGUGUCGGCGGCGACUGCAACGAUCGGAGCUUCAUCGUGGAGGCGGAGGACGGCAACUGGUCGGAGCUCUUUCGCAUCUGGCUGCACUGCUGUGUCUGGUGGAGAUGCGGCGGUCGAUUCAGCAAUCGCACGUCGGUUGCGUGCUCAGCUCAGCAUUAGCCACCAGCUUGUCACCAUUGUUGUUCGUCGCCUCCUCCAGCCCAAAAUGCAACUGCCAGCGUCACUGCAUGUGAGUCGCAUUCUCAGUCCCGCCGUCGUUAGCCACAUUAUCAAGCCCGUCUGCCAUGUCUCCGUCCUCACCAACCCACUGCAGCAUCCAAUCCAUCCGCUGCCAACAACCAUGCUUGGCAUCACCAGCGUCCUCAAUCUCGCGAGGGCCGGUCAUCGGAGGGUAGAGUAUUCCCAAGAUAGGGUCAAUGACGGAAAGACCAACAUCCUGACCUUGCCAGAUCUCCUCAAAUCAGUCCACCACUUCUAUCGGCGAACAACAAACCAUCUAACACGCACCUUCAGGCUGUCAGCAACACCCACCAUUUCGGUCGGCGGCGGUGGCGGCACUCAUCGUCGAGAUUCAGAGGAUGAAGGUGUCGGGGGGUUAAUCUUCGGAGGCUAG